CACGAGUAAAAGUCAAAAUCGUUUAAUUUCUGCGAUAAGCAAACAAGUAAAAAAAGAACUUUGCCGACAAGUGUAAAUUAUACAAAUGAAUAAACAAAUAUGAAAUUCUCUCGACAUGCACAUAUGAGUUUUUAAUAAAGUGAACGUUCUUGACAUAAAAAUAUUUGCUUAACAAGCAGUGUUUUUCUAUUAAUUUCAUUUGCAAUACUGGUGACAAAGUGCAGCGCCAGCAUUCACGCAAAUAAAUGUGAAACUAUAAAUUAUCUUUACAACGAAGUCAACGAUUAAACUGAACUGAAUAUAUUACGAAUAUAUAGUGAAAAGAAAAGCGAAUUAAUUGUGGCACAAAAGUCGCUUCGAUAUGAUGUAAUCAAAAAGUCAAAAUACAUUUAAAUCAACCAAUUUCCAAAAACUUAAAAUAACUCAAACUCAACAAGACAACUUUGUGAUUAAAGCAACAACAGUAACAAAAACAAUCAAAACAACAAAAGCAUGCGUCCGAAAAUCGCACCCUACUUUAUGGGCGCACACCUGUCGCUGCUGCUCGUGCUGCUCACACUAAACAUCAACAGCAAUACCGCCGAAACGGCUAAUCCGACUUGUUCGCUGAAGGACAAUUGCAAUUUGAAUGACAACUUCCUGUCAGCUACCGGCGAGACAGGCGAAAAGGCGGCGAGUAAAUUGGAAAAUAAAAUCGCCUCCAUUUUCGAGGAUAAAGUGAAUUACAGUCUAAAAUUAUUCGCCGAUGAAGAUGUCAUUGAGUACAAUGCGCUCGAAAGUAAUUUAACGGAACGCGCACAUCUGGCAACACCAACAACGGCGAACUUUACUCUGCGACAAUUGCAGGAUGCCGCCGAUGUGGAGGAGGAUGAGCGAGUUUAUUUGUACAACAUUGGACGAAGAUUCAUAUCAGUUGCCACGCCUUUCGAUGCAGCGCGCAACCCUAAUGCCUCUCCAAAGUGUCGCAGGCAAAUGCGACGUUUUCUAGAAGGCUUGAAUAACUUCGAUUUCUGGGCUUUAAAAAUGCAUGACGCCACCGGCAAAAUCACUUCGGGCAUACUCAAUGGCAACAUUAAUCAGCCGGGUGAUUUCGAUCAGUGUCUGAGCAUCAGCAGCGCCGCGGGCGCAACAGCCGCUGGUGACGACGGCGACGACGACGACGAGGCGGAUGAUGGCAUCAAAGGGCAGUAUUGUUUGGCUUACGCACAGCCAGUGUUGCCACACAAAUCGAAACGUUUGCGCGCCCUAUUCAAGCUGAUACAAUCGCACGGACCAUUCAAGAGUGAAUUCAAUGAUCCUGGCCAUCGUGUACCACGCUACUCGCUAAUCAACUGGGGUAUUUGUGUGCCGGACGCUUGCAGUUAUCAAGACGUGGAGUACACUGUGAAGGAGUAUCUCAGUAAUCUUACCAGUUCCACCGGCAUUACGUUCCAAGUGCGCGUGGAGCCGAAGUUGUGUCAAGUGCGCGACAAUAAGCCAUGGGAUCGCAAUACAACGUGGGUUGUACGCUUCUUCCUGAUCAUACUCUCCAUUACUGUAUUAUCGACCAUUUAUGAGCGCUGCACCAAAGCGCAUCAAAAGCCAAAUGAAUGGUUCACCGCCUUCUCUUUGGACAAGAAUCUGCGUUGGCUCUUCAGCACCAGCUCCUCACCCAAUGACAUUGAGGCUGUGCAUGGCAUACGCUUUCUGAAUGCGGUCAUGUUGCUCUUCUCGCACAAAUCGAUGGCCAUGUUUUUCAAUCCCUACAACAAUCGCACGGAAAUGUCAGAGAGUUUGGGCCGCCCAUGGACCGUGAUUGGACGUGCUGCCUCGCUCUACACCGAUCCCUUCCUGCUCUUCAGCGGUAUGUUAACGGCAUAUUCACUCUUCGGCCGGCUCUUCAAAGGUCAACCUGUGCGUUUGCGAAAUGAAUAUGUCAGUCGUUUAAUGCGUAUUGUACCCCCACUAGCGGCGCUUAUACUCUUCUGCACUUUUGUACUACCCUUGUGGGGCUCGGGACCACAAUGGAACUUGGUCGUAGGUCAUCAUGCAGAUAUUUGCAAACGGAACUGGUGGCGUAAUUUACUUUUUAUACACAACUACUUUGGCUUCAGUGAAAUGUGCUUGACACAUACGCAUCAUCUCGGCAUUGAUACCGAACUCUUUGCUGUCGCACCCAUAAUGAUACUCAGUCUAUGGAAAUGGCCAAGAAAGGGUUUGUUCAUUUUGUUGUUACUCGGCGCUAUUGGAACUGCAGCCCGCUACUACACGACCGUUGUGAAUCAAUUGUCCAAUUACAUCUAUUUUGGCACAAAUAUCCAGCGCCUCUUCCGCACAGCCGACUACAUGUACUCAUUCCCACCCCACCGCUCCACCGUCUAUAUAAUGGGAAUUUUGCUUGGCUAUUGUCUGCGUAAAUACCGUGGCAUACAACUAAGCAAAACACAACUGCGCCUUGGCUGGGUGGUGGCUACUGCCUGCGUGCUUAUUUCUCUAUUGGGACCUGCGCCAAUGGGCGACAUCAACUACCAAUACAACACUACACACGCAGCCAUUUAUGCGGCAUUCGCUCCGAUCGCUUGGUGCAUAUUCUUUGCGUGGAUCGUUUUUGUCUCGCAUAAUGGUUAUAAAAACAAAUUCACCGACAUGCUUUCGUGGAAGGGAUUUCAAGUGUCUACAAAAUUGUCCUACGCCAUUUACCUUACACAGUUCCCGGUGUUCUUCUUCAAUGUUGGCCGCCGGCGUCACAUACAUCACUACUACAACUUCGUUUCAAUUAUUCUUGAUACCAAUGAAUUUAUUUGCAUAUUCCUCGCGUCGGUUGCGCUGACAAUCUUCUUCGAUGCACCAUUCCAAAAUAUUAAAAAGUUGAUUUUCAAACGGGCGCCGGCACCGAGUAAAAAGCUGGAAAAUGGUGAUGUGAAAGCAUCAACAGAGAUCAGUAGCGAUUCAAAGAAGCCGCAAUUAUUAGAAGCGAGUUCCACAUCAGAGUCAAACUUAACAACAUCGACGGCACUGACGGAGAGUACGGCUUCAAAUGGAAAAGUCGUACACGCUCACAGCGAUUAGUCAUUAGAUUUUAG
Molecule: messenger RNA, 3062 nt
Organism: Zeugodacus cucurbitae (melon fly)
Lineage: Eukaryota; Metazoa; Arthropoda; Insecta; Diptera; Tephritidae
Gene: drd
Product: O-acyltransferase like protein
Exons: 13
Coding region: 493-3048 (851 amino acids)
Molecular function (GO): acyltransferase activity, transferring groups other than amino-acyl groups
Source: RefSeq, a predicted model, not a curated record